UUCCACCUCUGAGUUGCGUGUUUGAUCGAGCUGGUUCGAUUGUCAAACGGAACCGGCGAAACGAACCGGGAAAACAUCUGUCGAAAAUAGAAAUAGGAGCAUUACGGCAUAAUGAGUCUAAUACAAAAAUUCCUUCCCCUGACUAGAAGCAGCACUCCGGCGCUGCAGUUCGUCCGCUUCAGGGGUAAGAUUAACAUCCAGCGCCCCAAGGAGCCCCACUACGAACGUGCCCGCGUCGUCGCCGUUACCCAUCCAAAGUACCCAGAGCCCCCAAAAGCGAGAAGCUGCUUUAAGUCACGUGCGGAGCGUACGCAGCAGCAGAUUGAGAACCCCUACAACGAGAUCAUUGCACGCGAGGUGCGCAACUGGCUGGACCACUCCCGGCUGGUGGCCAUCUUUCACCUGAACUCCAUCACCGCCGACGAGAUCUUUCGCGUUCGUGUCCAACUGCACAAGCAGAACCUGCACCUCAAGUCCUAUGGCCGCAAGAUCAUCGGCCAAGCGGUGGAGGGCACUCACUACGAAGCCAUCCUGCCACUUUUCCACUCCAAUCACUGCAUCGUCUUCUCUCCUGACCAUCAAAGGAUCGGUAGCUUGCUGAGGAUCACCCGGAAGGUACCGCAAAUGGUCCUGCUGGGAGGCAUCGUGGAGGAGACCCUCCUCAGCAGGAACGAGCUGAUGACCUACGCCCAGAUGCCCGGCCUGCAGGCGGUGCAGGCGCAACUCGUUCAGACCAUCAACCAGGCAGCUGGUCACCUCGUCCAGCAAUUGCAGGCGCAUCAGAACAGCUUGGUUCAGAUCCUUGAUGUCCACGCCAAGAGUAAAGGUGAAACCAAGGAGACUACGCCGGAGGAGACGUCGAAAUGAAACCAAGUCUGUUUAAAAGCAAGAUAAUUGUUGUCUUUCACACUAAACUAGCUGCUAAAAAUUUGUUGACUAUUUGGCGCAAUCUGGCUUUCACUUUCAUGUAUGUUUGACCGAUUUAAAAGUGCUAUCUAAAAUUUA
Drosophila elegans is the source of this 1005-nucleotide messenger RNA. RefSeq names its product 39S ribosomal protein L10, mitochondrial (gene mRpL10). Bases 112 to 867 code for a protein of 251 amino acids. Gene Ontology annotation, cellular component: mitochondrial large ribosomal subunit. The transcript has 2 exons. Gene Ontology annotation, biological process: translation. Gene Ontology annotation, molecular function: structural constituent of ribosome. Lineage: Eukaryota; Metazoa; Arthropoda; Insecta; Diptera; Drosophilidae. The record is from RefSeq and is a predicted model, not a curated record.